Actinia tenebrosa (Australian red waratah sea anemone) is the source of this 1536-nucleotide messenger RNA. RefSeq names its product vesicular inhibitory amino acid transporter-like. Gene Ontology annotation, molecular function: L-amino acid transmembrane transporter activity. Gene Ontology annotation, cellular component: vacuolar membrane. The record is from RefSeq and is a predicted model, not a curated record. NCBI's taxonomy places the organism in Eukaryota, Metazoa, Cnidaria, Anthozoa, Actiniaria, Actiniidae. Gene Ontology annotation, biological process: amino acid transmembrane transport.
AUCUAAUUUUCGGCUGUGCAUAUAUUUUAAUUGUAAGCCUACUACUCGGUCUCAGAUAUAUUCUAUAUUUCAGAUCUCGGACAACAAAACACCUAAAAAAAACUGAAGUAAAAGAGAAAACUGCAACAAGUGAAGCUGGUGUAUAUGAAGAUUGCUUAUAGAACAAGGUUAAGAACUAAACUGAAUUGCUAACCAGCAAAGCAUGGCCAAAUCAAUUUUAGAGGAAAAGGCUUACCAUCUGCUGAGCUCGAAGGAAGAAGCUCCAUCGUAUACCGAAGAGAAGACGGAAGCUAUAUCAAUAGACGAAGAACCGACAGAAGAAGAGGCAAACAAGUCAACAAUGUGGCAGACUGUAUGUAAUCUCGUUAGUGAUCUCGAGGGUACUGGACUACUAGGGUUGCCUUAUGUACUGAAGGAAGGAGGAUGGCUUGCCGUAGUCAUGUUGACCGUUGUACCUUUUAUGUGCUUCUACACCGGCAAGAUCCUUAUUGAGUGUCUCUAUGACAAAAACAACAAAGACGAAAAGGUAAGGAUAAGAAGAAACUACAGAGACAUGGCCGAAGCUUCAUCGCCAAAAUACGGCGGCAUCAUUGUAGUUGCAAUACAAGUUGUCGAGCUAACCCUUCUAGCCUCACUGUACCUGGUCCUAUGCGGUCACUUGAUCCACGCCAUGGUUCCUGUACUCUCUUUAAACGCCUGGAUGUUGAUAUCUGCAGUGGUCGGGCUGCCUUCAAUUUUCUUUAAGCAUCUUUCUCAAGUCGCUUGGAUUAGUCUUAUAAGCCUUAUAGCGCUAACCAUUGCAAUAAUCAUAGUGCUGGGGUAUGGGUUUUCUCAAAGCCUCCAAUGGGAUAUCCGUGCUAUUGCACUGUGGGAUAUAAAGGGUGCCCCUAUAUCUUUAGCUAUAAUAACAUUCAGUUACAUAUGUCAUCCUUGUCUUCCCGCUAUCGAAGCGAGUAUGAAGGAUCCUACAAAGUAUAACGCUAUGUUGGGAAUAACAUACGCGUUUGUGUUUAUGAUAAAGAUAGUGUUUUCCGUGAUGGGUCUCUUUACAUUCAGCACAAACAUAAACGAGGUUAUCACCAACAGCCUUCCAAAGGGUAAGCUUCACAUCCUAGUAAACUCUUUCCUGAUAAUCAACGUCCUUUUUUCCUACCCCUUUCGAGUCAUGACGAUCAUCCAUUGCGUUGAGGACUCCGUUGUUCCGGAGUCCUGUCGUUCCAAGUUUAAUGAUAUUUUGUGGUUUGUUGGUAUUCGGGUGUUGAUCAACUUCAUAACCCUAUUGCCUGCCAUUAUGGUACCCCACUUCGCACUCAUGAUGUCCUGUGUUGGUAGUCUGACAGGAAUGAGUGUAGUGUUUGUUUUGCCUUGUUUUUUCCAUCUCCGCUUGAAGUCAGGGGAGCUAGAAUGGUAUCAAAAGGGGCUUGACUACUUUCUGAUAGGUUUUGGUGUUAUAGUAGCUAUUAUAGGGCUCAUACUAAGUGGACGUGCGCUGAUUUAAAAGAAACAAUCUUUAACAUAUAUUGACUGGGACAAAAA